Molecule: messenger RNA, 2014 nt
Organism: Astrephomene gubernaculifera
Lineage: Eukaryota; Viridiplantae; Chlorophyta; Chlorophyceae; Chlamydomonadales; Astrephomenaceae
Source: the annotation of a GenBank genome assembly
AGGCUCUCUCCUUACAUACUUAACACGCCAACAUGGCAUCCUUACCAACAGUACAUGCAUCCUGCAAGAAUACACAACUGAACCUCCUAGGUAGAAUAUCCAGCUAUUUAUCAACGAGUUUAGUCCCGAGAUUAAGAUACAGACUAUCUAUUAGAGGACGUUCCUUGCGAUUCUGCGAUCAUCCAAGUUGACCGACGACCUGCGAGCGCAACAUUUACUUUACGGCCACAGCCUAUUACUCAACUGUGGAGGACCGCAUCCUUCGAUUUAUUAAGCAAACUUCUCUGCACGCCAGUUACAAGAUGGAGACCUGCCGUACGGACAGUCCGGUUGCUGAUGAGCUUCUUAUCGAGCCAGCUACGUGCAUCGCGCACGAACGUUCGAGUAACCAACGUGCCCAGCCUCCCGCUGCCCUUGCUCGCCGCCCGCUGUGCGACCGCAUCCAAAAUACUAGCUGGGUGGUGGCGCGCACGUUCGGCUUCCAGGCCUUCAACUCCCGCGUCCCGGCCUCCGGCCCCUGCCAGCAGCCUUCCUGUGCGGCCCAAUGGGUUCCCGCCACAGCCCUGCUUGCCGGCAAUCACCUAGAGGCGCUGCUGGUGCGUAACUUCAUGCCCCGCAUACUCAUGGAGGCUGACGGAGGUGGAGGGGACACAGCACCGAGCAGCGGCAACAGCAACGCCGUUAGCGGUGAGGGUGAGGGCUGCAAGGGAGGGCAGCAGAUGAAAGAGGACGCCACUGAAUCCCAGCUGCAGCAGCGUCAAGAGGCGGCGUUCGCGCGAGCCGUGUGGGAGCUACACUCGCAGAUCUUCUUGCCGUAUGAGGGCUCGGCGGGCUGGUGCCGGCAGGUUGGGCUGGCUGCCCGGCCCGCUGCUGUUGCUUCUGAGCUGUUGGGCGCUCAGGGCGGUGCGGAUCCGCGCGUGCUGCACCUGCUGCUGAGCGAGCUGGCGCUGUACUUCCUGAUCUACAGCGAGGCCGCCAACCUGCGCCACACGCCCGAGCUGACGUGGUUCCUGUUCUGGGCCGCUAACAACAGCCCGGCCAUGGAGCGGCUGGUGCGGGAGGGGCUGCAGCCGGAGCAGCAGAUGAACAAUGCGCGGGAGCGGCGUCUGGCCAUGCGAAACACUUUGCAGUCUCAUCUUUGCGCCGUACAGCAGCAUCUGGGCCACGACCCCACCGCCUGCCGCCCCGAGCACAACACCGAGGUCGCCGCCAGCCUUGCCGCCCAGCUGCCCUCGCUCAUCCUCUCCCUCGGCCUCCCCACCACCUCCUACUCCGCAACCUCCGCCUCCCCUGCCCCCGACUCUUCGCUCGCCUGCCCCGUCAGUCGCGCCCUGUUCUGCGACCUGUGCUGCCACGGCGACGGCUGCUGCUGGACGGACCUUGUGGUGGCGCCGCUGUUCACUGUGCUGGCGUUCGAGGUGGACCACAUGGCCUCGGAGGGGCAAGAGGUGGCGCACCGCCUGGGCUACGACGACAUCAAUGAGUCCAUGUGCCGACGUGACAUCGUACGGCGCCUGCUGGAGAUGCUGGGCGUCGCGGCGGCAGCGGACGCAGGCCAGGCGCAUGGGGCCCUGGACGCCAUUACUCGCCUGGGCUAUGCGCCUGCAGUGGCCACUGACGGCGAUGGAGCACCUGCCGGACGCGGCGUCCCUGCCACCUCCAGCGCCUCCGCCAACCCGCGGCUGUCUGACCCCGUGUACGCCGCCGCAUUCUGGGCGGAUCACGUGUUCGUGAAGACGCACCGCGAGCGCCGCAGCUGGCUGGCGCUCCUCCGCGCCUUCUACCGCGUGUACAGUCUGCAGCUGGUGCUGCUGCACGCAACCAUGGCAUACGCCUUCGCUCCAGGCUCGCUGCGCGCGCUGUCCAGCGCCGUACUGACGCACGCGGUGGUGGCGGCGGUUGAGCGCACCGCCAACUGGUGGCUCAACCGGGGAACACGCGACACGCUGCAGGCGGCCAAGGCCCGGGACAGCUGGGUUAGGGAGCCGGCGCCCGCAAGCAAGGCGGAUGAGGG